Molecule: messenger RNA, 1062 nt
Organism: Orycteropus afer afer
Lineage: Eukaryota; Metazoa; Chordata; Mammalia; Tubulidentata; Orycteropodidae
Gene: WNT8A
Product: Wnt family member 8A
Exons: 6
Coding region: 1-1062 (353 amino acids)
Biological process (GO): canonical Wnt signaling pathway; neuron differentiation; cell fate commitment
Cellular component (GO): extracellular region
Molecular function (GO): cytokine activity; frizzled binding
Source: RefSeq, a predicted model, not a curated record
AUGGGGGACCUGUUUAUGCUAUGGGUGGUCAUGGUCAUAUGCUGUACCACCCUUAGUUCCUCUGCCUGGUCAGUGAACAAUUUUCUGAUGACAGGUCCUAAGGCCUAUCUGACCUACACCACCAGUGUGGCCCUGGGUGCCCAGAGUGGCAUUGAGGAGUGUAAGUUCCAGUUCGCUUGGGAACGUUGGAACUGCCCUGAAAAUGCUCUCCAGCUCUCCACUCACAACAGGCUGAGAAGUGCCACUAGGGAGACUUCCUUCAUUCAUGCAAUCAGCUCUGCUGGGGUCAUGUACACCAUCACAAAGAAUUGUAGCAUGGGAGACUUUGAAAACUGUGGUUGUGAUGAGUCAAAAAAUGGAAAAACAGGAGGCCAUGGCUGGAUCUGGGGUGGCUGCAGCGACAAUGUGGAACUUGGAGAAAGAAUCUCCAAACUCUUUGUGGACAGCCUGGAGAAGGGGAAGGAUGCCAGAGCCCUGAUGAAUCUUCACAACAACAGGGCAGGCAGGCUGGCAGUGAGAGCCACCAUGAAAAGAACCUGUAAAUGUCACGGCAUCUCAGGGAGCUGCAGCAUCCAGACGUGUUGGUUGCAGCUGGCUGACUUCCGGGAGACUGGAGACUAUCUGAAGACCAAGUAUAACCAGGCACUGAAAAUUGAGAUGGAUAAGCGGCAGCUGAGGGCUGGGAACAGUGCUGAGGGCCGCUGGGCACUCACUGAGGAGGCCUUCCUUCCUAGUGCAGAGAUUGAGCUGAUCUUCUUGGAGGAGUCACCAGAUUACUGUAUCCGCAAUUCCAGCCUGGGCAUCUAUGGCACAGAGGGUCGAGAGUGCCUACAGAGCAACCGCAAUACAUCCAGGUGGGAACAACACAACUGCGGGCACCUGUGCACUGAAUGUGGCCUGCAGGUGGAAGAGAGGAGAACAGAGACCAUCAGCAGCUGUAACUGCAAAUUCCAGUGGUGCUGCACUGUCAAGUGUGACCAGUGUAGGCACAUAGUGAACAAGUACUACUGCACACACUUCCCAGACAGUGCCCAGUCCCAGGGCAAGGGCAGUGCCCAAUAG